This is a messenger RNA of Phragmites australis (common reed), 2352 nucleotides long. RefSeq names its product cyclin-D5-2-like. Gene Ontology annotation, molecular function: cyclin-dependent protein serine/threonine kinase regulator activity. Gene Ontology annotation, biological process: regulation of cyclin-dependent protein serine/threonine kinase activity; mitotic cell cycle phase transition. The record is from RefSeq and is a predicted model, not a curated record. Lineage: Eukaryota; Viridiplantae; Streptophyta; Magnoliopsida; Poales; Poaceae. Gene Ontology annotation, cellular component: nucleus; cyclin-dependent protein kinase holoenzyme complex; cytoplasm. The transcript is spliced from 5 exons. The coding region runs from base 427 to 1470 and encodes 347 amino acids.
CUGAAAAUUUGUUAACCAUCACAGGAAAAAAAUUACUACCAAAACUGUCAAUACCCGGAAAUGCAAAUGGCAAUAAGGAGGGAGAAAAAAACAGUAUAUGUUAAAAUCGGGCUGUUAUGGAGAGUUUACAGUCGAUCAACCCAACAAAUUAAUCAUAUCCUAUCGUAAUCUCUCCAGUAUAAUUCUGUCUUCACCGUAUCCUUCAGCAUCCUGCCAUAUACUCCAGCAGCGAGAGCCACUUAAAUAGAGGGGAGGAGGCUCACUUCUUCUCACUCUCGAUCGCUCCCGUUCCAGCUCCGGCCUUUUCCACGGCCGCCGGCGACCACCGUAUCAUCAGAGCUGCGCGCCUGUCUUGCUUGACGCGUAUCGAUCGGUUGCACUGUGACUAACUUGCUGGUUAAGCGUGGUGACGAGAGGCGGGGCAGAAUGACGCCGGUGGAGGCGGCGGAGGACUGCUCUGCCUCUGCGUGCGCGUUCUCGCUGAUUUGCGAGGAAGACGGCUCCGACCUCGGCGAUGGCGUCGUCGACGACGGCGAGUUCUUCUCGCUCUACAAUGCCAGCGACGAGGAGGAGGAGGAGGAGUACGUGGAGCAGCUGGUCUUUAAGGAGACCAGCUUCUGUUCCUCCUCCGACUCCGCUGCUGAUGUCGACGGCGACGACGACGAGGACUGCCCGGCGGCCGCCUCCGAGGAAUUGUUCCUGGAAGCCCGCCUCGCCGCCGUCAAGUGGAUUCUUGAAACGCGCGGGUGCUUCGGGUUCGGCCACCGGACGGCGUACCUCGCCAUCGCCUACUUCGACAGCUUCUUCCUCCGGCGACGCGUCGAUAGGGCGGCGAUGCCGUGGGCGGCGCGGCUGCUGUCCGUGGCGUGCGUGUCCGUGGCCGCCAAGAUGGAGGAGUGCCGCGCGCCGGCGCUGUCGGAGUUCGACGCCGGCGGCGACUACGAGUUCUGCUCGGCGUCCAUCCGCCGGAUGGAGCUCCUCGUGCUGUCCACGCUCGGGUGGCGCAUGGGCGCCGUCACGCCCUUCGACUACCUCCCCUGCUUAUCGUCCCGGCUCCACCAGCACGACGGCGGCGACCAUGGCGGCGCUCGUGUCGCCCUCAAGGCCAUUGGCUUCGUCUUUGCCACGGCUGAAGCUGGUAGUGUGCUUGAUUACAGGCCAUCCACUGUGGCUGCAGCAGCAAUCUUGGCUGCAUCCUAUGGACCUCUACUGACCAAAGAAGCACUGGAUUCCAAGAUGAGCUAUCUUUCUCCAUCCUGUCUUAUUCAGAAGGAGCAUGUACAUGCCUGCUACAGUAUGAUGGUUGGGGACAUGAACCGGAGUAACAAGAGAUCAUUGCCAUGUUCAGGCUCCAAUGAGGUUGCCACUAGUACAUAUGAUUCUGUUCUUGUUGAUGAUGUUACCGACACCGCCGCCUUUGCGACGGCGAGGAAUAAGCGGAUCAGGCUGGAGCUGCCGGGCAUCCGUUGAGAAGCUAGCACCACCGGGGACACAAGUUUUAGCCAGAUGUCUAGGGGGGCUUGGUUUUAUCUUCCCUUUUUUGUUUCAUUCUUUUUCCUCCUUUUUAACUUAUAUGUUUGCAAAAAAAAAAAAAAGAUUUUUAGGUUCUUUGAGCCACUGCCAUGGGUUGGCAUUGGACAUCCUGUUGGGUUGGAUUGGUUUGGUUUGUGAGAGGUGGAAGAAAUGAACAAAGCAGAGGGCUGAGCUUUCCUAUGGAGAGGAGAGCUUGAGUUCAGCCCAAUGCCGGUGCACAAAUGCCGGUGCACAUUUCCAGUGAACUUUACUCCAAAGUUGCACUGCUUGAUCUGCCAUUGUGGAUGCCAUGUUGCAUUGCAGUUUGCAUAUGGUGAGAUGCUGCGGCUGCUGCUGUUGCAGAGAAGUUGCAAAACAAUUGGUAACAACACUGAAAGGAUGGGGUUUUUGCCAUUGUUUAUAGGAGAUCAGAGCUGUUUCCCUUUUUUCACUUCUGCAAGUGGAUGUGUGUGUGUGAGUGGUGUUUCACUCAGCUGCACUGCCCUUGCAUGGGUUGCAAUGGUUUGUAACAAAACCUUGUGGAGUGGUUGUGUACUUCUGUAACCCCUCCUGUUCCUGAGGAAUGGAAUCAGAUUGCAUGUUGUGCAUGCCUCUGCCUGAGUGUAGACUUCAUCAGUUCUGCUGACUGCUGCAAAUUUUCAGUGCCACUCAUUCAGUUCGCGACCAUGCCAGCGCUUCUUCUUACUCUGCCUUUUAUCAGGAGAAUCCAAUGCAACCUUUUCCCUGUUACAUUGCAGGCAGCUUAGCUAGUACAUACUUGAUGAAUUUUGGCCAAACCCCACUGUUGCACAGCACUUCCACAUAUGUGUAAAAUAAGAU